AUGGCACCAGCACUUGUGGAUUACACCACCGCGGAAAAAGAAUUGUACGAGUUUGAUGACCUCAAAAUCGGUGUCAAAAGCCUCGUAGACGCUGGGGUGACUCACAUUCCCAGGUUCUUCAUCCAACCACCGGAGUGUCGUGCAAACAACUCAUCAACUCCGCAGAACAGAUUACUUAGUAAUGACAGGUUCAAGAGUGUGAAGCACAGAGUACUGGCUACUCCGCUUGGCAAGCCAAGAAUAUCAGCUGUAUCUUUUUUCCUUCCUUGUUCUAAGGUCAGACUUAAGCCAUGUGGACCAAUCAAGGAGCUUCUGUCUGAUAUCAGUCCCCCCAUAUACAGGAUUACCUCUUAUGAAGAGGUUAUGAACCAUUACAGAGUUGUGGGGCAAAUUGGCGGCGGUGCCCUGCCUCACUUUAAACUGUAG
Prunus armeniaca (apricot) is the source of this 426-nucleotide messenger RNA. The record is from the annotation of a GenBank genome assembly. NCBI's taxonomy places the organism in Eukaryota, Viridiplantae, Streptophyta, Magnoliopsida, Rosales, Rosaceae.